CAGCAAGCACUGGUUCAUUCAUAUGCCUGUGAAAUUAAUGUAUCAGAGAGCCAAAAGAAAAUAGCAGUGACAGAGGAGGCAAAGAAAUGCCAGAAGUAGCAGAAAAUAACAGGACCCACCAAGAAUUCAGAGGUUGAGAGAGAGAGAGAGAGAGAGCACAGCAUAUAACACACAUCAUGAGUCCUUCUCUUUCCAUGAUCCAUGCAUAAGUUUUUGCGAACAAUACUGACCAGCAAUGACUGAUUAGCAUUUACUCAGUAUUCCUAUCAAAGUGGUCAAUCCCAAGAAGGGGAGGAGAGAGAGAGAGAGAGAGAGAGUCCUUCUCUCUGUUUUGUGUGUUGCUGAGGGAUUUCUAGUCAGCUGAGAGGAUGAGUGGGAGUGGAAGAAUGACGAGCAGGUAUUAUCCCUUCACAGAGGCACAGUGGCAAGAGCUAGAGACACAAGCCCUUGUCUACAAAUACAUGGUGUCAGGACUCCAAGUCCCACCUGAGCUCAUCUUCAGUGUUAGAAGGAGCUUGGACUCCAGCUCCUCCUCCCUCUCCUUUGGCCCAUUCCCUCCUCAUCAAGUGGGUGGGUGGGGCGAGUUCCAGGUGGGCUAUGGCAGGAAAGCAGACCCUGAGCCAGGGAGGUGCAGAAGAACAGAUGGUAAGAAAUGGAGGUGCUCCAAGGAGGCCUACCCUGACUCCAAGUACUGUGAGAAGCACAUGCACCGAGGCAAGCACCGUUCAAGAAAGCAUGUGGAACCACAGCAACCGCCGCCAGCCCUGUCGAUCGGCGCCACCGCUUGUCCACCAACUUCUUCAUGCAUUGUCUCGGCUAGCGGGGAACAUGAACACCACCACCCAACACUCCACCCCUUCAUGACUGCUCCUUCUUCCUCCGCCUCCUCCUCCUCCUCUUCCUCCUCCGCUUGGCCUUCUCCAGAUGCUGGUCCAUUCCCUCAUCCAUAUGAAGCAAGCAGCCACCACCUUCCGCACAACUACGUGAUGAAUCUUCAGUCAUACUCACAGAGUCAUAAAGAUGGCAGGUAUUUUAUGCAUGGGAAACUCAGUGAAGUGGACUACGAGAGGUCCUUCUUCCCAGAAGCUUCAGGUGCUGCUCAAACAAAUUUCUCUCAAGCUCAAGAUCAGUAUCAGGGCCCGAUCCAGUUCUCUUCACAACCACCGGACCCCAGAGAAGGUCGCUCCUUUGUUCUGGGUCCUGAUUACAAAUCAAUUAAGCCAGAGAAGGAAGAACAACCCCACAAGCCAUUACACCACUUCUUCGGGAAAUGAAGGAUCUUUCUACCUUCUUCUCCUUCUCCUUCUUCUUGUUCCUUUGAAUCAGACUGGUCUUUGCAAUUUGCCCGAGUCUCGCUGAUGGGGGUGACUUGGAACUGAGGAACGCAACAGUAGGUGACGAAUUCAAUUCCUGCUGAAAAGAGGUAGGGUCCCAUAUCAGGAGGAGGAUUCGCACUUCUGUUCGACACUUUUUAAUUUUAUCUUUGCUGCUUUCAUUGCACUUUCCCUUUCCCCUGUGAGCAAAACAUGUCUCAGAUUUGCAAGGCUUGUUUCUUUGACUGGAAGCAACAUUAGAAAAUGCUUCGGGAGGGACUCGCUUGUCCAUUUUCUGUAAUCAAUUCAAAGCACCCACCUACUUUUUCUU
Messenger RNA from Rhodamnia argentea, 1644 nucleotides. Its product is annotated as growth-regulating factor 5-like. Gene Ontology annotation, molecular function: ATP binding. The transcript is spliced from 3 exons. The record is from RefSeq and is a predicted model, not a curated record. Gene Ontology annotation, biological process: DNA-templated transcription; developmental process; regulation of DNA-templated transcription. NCBI's taxonomy places the organism in Eukaryota, Viridiplantae, Streptophyta, Magnoliopsida, Myrtales, Myrtaceae. Gene Ontology annotation, cellular component: nucleus. Bases 369 to 1274 code for a protein of 301 amino acids.